This is a messenger RNA of Penicillium bovifimosum, 3288 nucleotides long. RefSeq names its product Sfi1 family protein. Bases 1 to 3288 code for a protein of 1095 amino acids. The transcript has 2 exons. The record is from RefSeq and is a predicted model, not a curated record. NCBI's taxonomy places the organism in Eukaryota, Fungi, Ascomycota, Eurotiomycetes, Eurotiales, Aspergillaceae.
AUGCCUCCGAUAUCCUCUCAGCGUCGAGCCGUGACCGAAGAGAACUCAUCUCUUUCAGAUGAUGAUGUCGGUUUUCUCUACCAGGUUGUCGCCAGCGCCGAGACAAAACCCGAAGCGGAUCGACUCCCAUUCCGGGCGCUCUUCGAGGCAUACGACGAAGUCAUUGGACAACAUGGCGCCAACGCGGAUUCAGGUCAUGCGUGUCUGCGCUUCCUGUUCAAGAUGGGGGGCAAAGACGUACGCGGCGACACCCUCUUCGACAAAUUCGAGAAUGCGCUCCAGCAGGUGGGCAUCGUGAUCGAACUUGGCGAUGAAGGAUCUACAAAUCUCAAUGAGACACAUGAUUACGACCAAAAUACAGUGGAGGCCACUCACAGCCAGACUGUUGAACAUGACCAUCUCCCAGCCAUGAACGGAGUCACCCCGACACCCAAACGGCGCGCAUCAUUCAACACUACGUACGAUAUUGGUGAGGACGUUACACAAAGGAGCUUCGUCAACCGCCCCAGCUCGCGGUCCUCCAUGUCCAGGCUCGAAAUUGGCAAACCUGAAUUUCUCGAGCCAAAACUGUCGCCUACCCCAAGACAUAACCCUGGGCCUACCAAAUCGCCGGAUCGGACACAAUUGAUCAGCCAAUUUUUGGAUGUCGGUCGACGGUUGCUGAGUCGGUUUGAUGGAAUAGAAAAUAAGCAUGAAGCACCAGGGGAGACCCCAUUGACGAACGGAGUCGUUGCGAGGUCGGCUGUUGCUCGUGAUCGUUCAAAGAGAAUGGCUGAAGCUUCACGUCCCCCCCGCCAACCCUCUUCCGAAUCUUCCGACAGCUCUGAGUCGGAAGAAGGGCAGUCAAUCAUGUCACAGAGCCCAGAGCACGACUCUUUCGAUAAAGAAGAGGUGCCACCCGAGUUCCUAUAUCGCCCGCAGCUGUCAGAUCUGCUUCGAGAUGCGUCAACUUUCAAUAUGUACCGACAGCGAUCGAACUGCCGCCGGAUUCUGACACAAUGGCUGAAAAAGGCCUUUCAAGCACGACAAAUUCGCGAGACUAGGGAGACACGCGCGGUAAACUAUGACCGCAUCCUUCUCAUGCGACAGGCCUUUGAACCAUGGCGAGCGGUGAUUCAAGAGAAACGCCACUCGGCCCGAACAGAUCGAUUCUUCAAACACCUUGAAGCGCGAGCAAGUCGUGCGCGUGACUUAUAUCUUAUGACAAAGGCGUUUAGCCAUUGGGCUCAACUCACGUCGGAAGAAGUGGCCCGGACGUCUGCUGCUAGAAGACAUGUUCUCAGCGUCAAAUAUUUCAGUGCAUGGCGCGAGAUCACUGCCGUCAACGAGAUGAAGGCCCAACGUUUUGCACUACAACGACCUUUCAAUGCUUGGCGGAAGAAAGUCCAACAUGUGAAGGCAGCAGAGGCUCAGGCCAUAAGUGUGCGCAACACGAGGCUUCAAAAAACAUCAUUCUGGGACUGGUGGUGGUGCUUCUGCGACCGUCGUGUGCUAGAGGUUUCCGAUUAUCGACUCAAGAGACGAUCGCUACUCUCCUGGCUUCGGAGUUUACGAACCAAUCGAGAGCGCGACCAUGAGAUAGAUCUCAAUAACAAACGGUCAGCUCUGAAGUCGGCAUUUCAGGUAUGGUCUCAACACUCCAGAACCAUUGCUUUGGCAGAUCAGGAAGUUCAGACUUCUCGGCGCCAGCAUGACCUCAGAGCAUCCUUUGAUGAAUGGAGAAUUCAAGCCCGGCUGGCCCCGGCUGCUUCUCGGGUCUCUGAGAUGGUGGAUACCAGGAUUGUACGGAAUGCUCUAUCACAUUGGAUUGAGAAGGCCCGAACGCUUAAACAAGCAGAAGAGGCAGAUCGCCAUCGAAUUCAAAAAAACGCGUGGGUUUCCUGGAAUGAUACGCUUCGCUGCUUGGCCCUUCAAGCUCGUGUUGACGAGCGCCUUAAAAUGGAGGCUAUGUACAAGUGGGUCGUUAUGGAAAGGUUUGAGUUGAUGCGAAGAAUACGCGAGCAACGCAUCAAGCGCGAAGUCUUUGGUCGAUUCGUGACAAACACUCGGGAUACUUAUAACCGCCUACUUACCAAUGCUGAAGCUCAUGAGGAUCAUCAGACCAAUAAUUUGGUUCGAUCCAAGUUUGCCAUCUGGCGUGACCAGGUGCAGCUCCAGCGAGAGCGAGAGUAUGUUGCAUCAGAGUUCUAUGCACCGCGGCUUGCAGCUGAGUCUCUUACGAUCUGGCGGUCCAAGCUUGGACAGGUGUCCAAGAUGGAAGGUUGGGCCCAAAACGCUCGAUUUUACUUCUUGAUGAAGAAGACCGUGAAGCAAUGGCACCAGGCCAAAGUUGACUCCGGGAAACGACGGCGACAAGAAGCGUAUGCGAAAGUCCGGCGGAAAGUCAAGAUCAACCUCGCAUCCAAGGCGCUGACUACCUGGUCAUCGAAAGCUCGCACGGUUAUGGAGAUGCAGCAACAAGCUAGUGACGUCGAUCGCGAAAAGCUGCUUGCUGAUGUAUCCGAGAUAUUCAUUCAAUGGCAUGACAAAACAACCAAGAGGCUUGAGGACUGCCAGGAUGCCGACGAUUCAUAUUUCCGCCAGGUUGCAUUUGACCAGCUCAUGCAAAUGUCUGAAACCUUUGUCAUUCGUCGUGAGAUGGAAGAUCAGGCAGACAACGUGUACCGGUUGCACGCCCUACGCCUGGCAGCUGCUUCUCUUCGCAAGCUCAGCCUUCGCAUAUUCCAGAUCGGCAGUACCACUGAAACCGCUGAAGCCAUGCGGGAGAGGAAUUUGCGGAAACACUCAAGGGCUAUGUUCCGCGACUGGGUGGACAGUGCCCGAAUGAAACUGGAGGCCCGAGAUUCUGCGGGUCCAUCUUUGACACCCGCACCUAUGUCAACGUAUGGAAAUGGCGACCGUGCUGGCUCAGCGAUAUUCGACCCGUGGUAUCAAGACCAGGUUGAGACGCCUUUCAAAAUCAGUGACUUGACGACAACAUCCCAAGCAACCUCCCAUGAUCCCAUCUCUGCAAGCCCCCUGGCAACCCCCAACUUCACAACUUCCCCCUCAAAACGAGCCGCCCGUGCGCGAGCCCUUGCCCAAAUGUCCACUACUCCCGCCACACCUCUACGCACACCUUUCGCAAGUCGACUCCUUCGGGCUGGGACUACGACUGCUCUCUCAACAUCUUCCAAACGCCCACGGACAGGUCGGCGAAGCUCGGUGGGGAAUAGCGUCCGCUUCGUGGAUGAGGAACCUCCCGAGUCUCCGACGGAUGGUCGCAGGUCAGCGAAUCGACGAUCUUGA